AUGACAAGAAUAGUUUCGGGUGCUGAUAUCUACGGACAAGGGUCCUGGAUUGACUCCAAGGCACCGCCAGUACCCGAUGAUGCACGCCAACUUCUCAAGAAGCUGGCUGAGGCGACACCGGGAUUCACCAAAGACUCUGCCGUUCUGGACUCGGUAUCAUUCACCGGUUCCUCCGACACAAUCGUCCCCGGUCCAUUAAAAUCCGCCGUUAUCGCUGGUGCUCUUCACGCCAUGUGCGGCAUUGUCGCUAACGAGCUCCUCGAACUCAGAGACGGUCAGAGCUCUGACCGGACUGUAUCUAUCGACACCGAUCAUGCUGCAUUUUGGCUCGGGAGCGUGGGCAUGACCAAGCGAAACGGCCAGACUGUCCAGGAGCUUGGCAAGGAGGGUCAACUGGGUGCCAUCUUCCCAAAAGAUCUCCAAGGAGACAUCUUCGGAACACCGCUCAGAUUGCGCGCCACGGCAAACUACGAGACCAAGGACGAAGGGGUUUGGUUCCAGCUACAUGGGUCUCUAGGCGCAGAUCCAGUACUACAAACCAUCGGCAUAGACCCAUCACAAGAGUGCAGCAGUAACGAUGAGGCCACUCGAGUCAUUGCGGAGCACGUUCGCAAGUUUGGAGCGCAUGAGCUGGAGAUGAUGCAUCUCGUUCAAGGCCUUUGCGGAAGUAUCUGCUAUACUCCAGGCGGAUGGAAACAGACACGCAUGGCCAAGGACUUGGCUAAGCACCCCCUUAUCAACUACAAGCAACAGACGCAUGCCGUCCCUACACCAGCCAUUCUGUUGCCAGUAUCUGCCGAUAAACGACCACUGGCCGGCAUCAAGGUCCUGGAAAUUGUCCGUAUCAUUGCAGGCCCCGUUAUUGGAACGACGUUGGCUGCUCUUGGAGCUGAUGUGAUCCGUGUGAACUGCGGUCGCCUCCCUGACUUUAAUGGACUUCAACUGACGCUGAAUGCCGGCGUUAGAACAGUGGAUAUUGACCUGGCCAAAGACGAUGAAGUGAAACGUCUCCUCGAGUUAGUCGCAGAUGCAGACGUCUUCAUUCAAGGCUACAGGCCAGGAGUGAUUGCCAAGAAAGGGCUCAGCCUUGAUAAUCUCCUAGAGAUAGCUGGAAAAAGAGGCAAAGGCAUCGUAUAUGUGGAAGAGAAUUGCUACGGACCAGAUGGCCCUAUGGCUGAGCGACCUGGCUGGCAACAAAUUGCGGAUGCCGCCUCUGGAUGCUCCUAUGUUACCGGGAGAAGCCUAGGUCAUAAAGAUGGAACAUGCGUGCUCCCUGCUCUGCCUGUGCCGGAUAUGCUCACGGGUUUGAUCGGUGCCAUCGGUACCAUGAUGGCCAUCAGGGAUCGUGCACGCCAGGGUGGGUCCUAUCACGUCUUUGCAUCCCUCAUGGCCGCUGCCUCUCUCCAUCUAAGCCCCGAGGUUGGAUUGUACUCGCCAGAGGUAGUACAGGGCUGCCAAGAGAAGUUUGCCUGGGAACAAACGAGCCCUGAACUCUUUGUACUUGAGCUCUUAGAUGUGGUAUUGAAAGCAUGGGCUAAAGCGAUGCCAAAGUCGUUCGGAGAAGAUUCACCUUAUAUGUCUACCCUCAAAGGUGACUGGGGCGAAUUUGAAGUGCUGAAGCCGGUCGUUCAGCUGAGCGACAAAAACGCAUCGCCAUACUACUCAUCUGCUCCAGAGCCUAACUGCUAUCACGGUAGUACUGCAAUGGCAUGGCGAUAG
Messenger RNA from Fusarium proliferatum ET1, 1719 nucleotides. RefSeq lists its product as uncharacterized. The record is from RefSeq and is a predicted model, not a curated record. The coding region runs from base 1 to 1719 and encodes 572 amino acids. Gene Ontology annotation, molecular function: catalytic activity. NCBI's taxonomy places the organism in Eukaryota, Fungi, Ascomycota, Sordariomycetes, Hypocreales, Nectriaceae. The transcript is spliced from 2 exons.